Prunus armeniaca (apricot) is the source of this 315-nucleotide messenger RNA. The record is from the annotation of a GenBank genome assembly. NCBI's taxonomy places the organism in Eukaryota, Viridiplantae, Streptophyta, Magnoliopsida, Rosales, Rosaceae.
AUGGGCAUCAGAAAAUCAAACAAACUGGCUCAAACCGCAGUGCUCAAGCAAAUCCUGAAAAGGUGCUCAAGCUUGGGGAAGAAACAUGGAUAUGAUGAAGAUGGCCUUCCCCUAGAUGUCCCAAAAGGUCAUUUCCCAGUUUAUGUUGGAGAGAACAGAACAAGGUACAUUGUUCCCAUCUCCUUCUUGACACAUCCUCAGUUCCAGUGCCUCCUCCGCCAAGCCGAGGAGGAAUUUGGUUUCGAUCACGACAUGGGCCUCACAAUCCCUUGUGAAGAAGUCGUUUUUCGCUCCCUAACUUCAAUGCUUAGAUGA